This is a messenger RNA of Neolamprologus brichardi, 5086 nucleotides long. RefSeq names its product zinc finger, MYND-type containing 8 (gene zmynd8). Gene Ontology annotation, cellular component: cytoplasm; nucleus. Gene Ontology annotation, biological process: regulation of DNA-templated transcription. Lineage: Eukaryota; Metazoa; Chordata; Actinopteri; Cichliformes; Cichlidae. The record is from RefSeq and is a predicted model, not a curated record. Gene Ontology annotation, molecular function: transcription corepressor activity; protein binding.
ACUACUUUGUCUAUGAGGCACCAGAUCUGUGCCUGAGUAAUAAUAUAGGUUUGUCUGACAGAAUGGGGGAGGGGAAGCAUAUUUGUCACUCACAGCACAGGAGUGGAGCCUGGAAGGAGAGCAAUGCAUGGUAUAGUAUAACAGACAGCCUCUGCUAGCUGGUUGGCUCUGUGGAUAUGCAUAGUAGAGGGCCAUAGGUCACAUCCAAGGUCAUUGUAUGGUCUGACUAAGAAAACCUGCUUCCUUUUGUAAAGUUCAAAAGAGAAGUGACGUUCUGUGACUGUCCCUGGCCUUUGACAGGCCCAGUGAGAGAAACCAGGCAGGAUGGGAGAGCAGUUCAGAGAGGAGAUCCCAGAGGAAUUAACAGAUGGUAAACUGACAGCACAGCAAGUUUAAUUUAGACCUCGAACAAGACUGAGAGCAAGGCAGCAGGGUACUGUUGUUAAUUGUUUGCCAGACUAACACGGCAGGGAAGAACAGACUGUAAAUGAUAAAACUGUAUUUUCAUCCGAAACCCAGUUCACCCCAGAAUGGGGAAUGCAACCCCCCCCAAAAAAACAAACAAACAUGCUGUUAAAAAGCCUGUGAGCUGAUCAUCAUUAUUAUAAAAAUACAAAUGAUUUAUUGAGUAAAUAUGCUGUAGCUGCUUAUUUAUCACGAGCUUGGAAAAACUGCCUGAGCUUAAUGGUGUGCACUGCCUCCCAGUGUUGUUCUCUGCUGCUGAGUGUCAGCCAUUUUAGAGAGCUUCCCCUUUCUGUCCCUCUGCUCCAAGCACACUGAGUAUUUGUAUGUAAGACAGAAGGAAAGAAGGGAAGGACUUCCUCUCAAAAGGCUCUGCACAGAAACCUCAUCUCAUCCAGAGAAGCUUUUGCAGCCUUUUUGAAGUCGACCAGUUUGGAAGAAGAAGAAGAGGGAAAAACAGAAGAACAGGCUGCAACAGAAGAAAUGGAGAUCUCAACACGGUCCAAAGUUUCAGAAGCUGGUUCAACAGAAAGGGUGGCACCAAAAAGAAAGAUGCCCAGUCCUUCUCAGUCAUCCAACGGUCACUCCUCUGCUGAGACCUCACCGUGCCCAGUGAAAAAGAAGAAGAAACCAGGUGCUGUUAGCAGCAGCAAAGACCAGUCAGAACUAAGACAUGGUCCCUUUUACUAUGUGAAGCAGCCAGCACUCACCACAGACCCUGUUGAUGUUGUACCGCAGGACGGCAGGAAUGACUUCUACUGCUGGUUGUGCCACCGCGAGGGCCAGGUGCUCUGCUGUGAGCUCUGCCCCAGGGUGUACCACGCCAAGUGUCUCAAACUACCAGCCGAGCCCGAGGGCGACUGGUUCUGUCCGGAGUGUGAGAAAAUAACAGUUGCCGAGUGUAUAGAGACUCAGAGCAAAGCCAUGAUGAUGCUUACUAUAGAUCAGCUCUCUUACCUGCUAAAGUUUGCCCUGCAGAAGAUGAAACAACCAGGUGAUCAUCCCCGCUUGUCAUCUCGCUCCCCCCAUGCAGCUUCCACGCAGAGAAAGACUUAUAAUUGGACUGAACCAUUCCAGAAACCCGUGUCUCUUGAACAGCAUCCUGAUUAUGCAGAGUAUAUUUUUCAUCCUAUGGAUCUCUGCACACUUGAGAAGAAUGUCAAAAAGAAAAUGUAUGGCUGCACAGAGGCCUUUUUGGCGGAUGCAAAAUGGAUCUUGCACAAUUGUAUUAUAUACAACGGAGGCAACCACAAACUUACAACUACAGCUAAGGUGAUAGUAAAAAUCUGUGAACAUGAGAUGAAUGAGAUUGAAGUUUGCCCUGAGUGUUAUUUAUCUGCGUGCCAAAAGAGAGACAACUGGUUCUGUGAGCCUUGUAGUAACCCGCACCCUCUAGUGUGGGCCAAACUGAAAGGGUUUCCAUUCUGGCCUGCUAAAGCUCUGCGGGACAAAGAUGGGCAGGUGGAUGCUCGCUUCUUUGGGCAGCACGACAGGGCCUGGGUUCCUUUAAACAAUUGUUACCUCAUGUCCAAGGAAAUACCUUUUUCUGUAAAGAAGACCAAAAGCAUUUUCAACAGUGCCAUGCAAGAGAUGGAGGUCUAUGUGGAGAAUAUGAGAAAGAAGUUCGGAGUGUUUAAUUACGCCCCCUUCAGGACGCCGUACACGCCGGACAAUAAUUUUCAGAUGCUCCUGGAUCCCUCUAACCCCUCGUCAGGUCCCAUCAAACCUGAGAAGCAAGAGAAGAUCAAGCUGAGUUUUGAUAUGACCGCAUCGCCUAAAAUCGCAUUGACCAGGACCUUGUUACCUGGGGCUGGGGUGGGAGGAAGCGCAGCAGGACGCCGGCUCCCUCUCACUGACAUGCCUCGCUCACCCAUGAGCACCAACUCCUCUGCUCAUACAGGUUCAGAUGGGGAACAAGAAACAACCGACAAGUCCCAGACAAAAGCGUCAAAUAGCCAGUUCAGUACAGGAGAGGAGUCCAUGGACUGCACAGUCUCACCAGCUCAUCCUCGACCUGGUGGUGCAGGUGGUUCCUUGGACAGCCCCAAAUCAUUACCCUCUCAAGCUCCUGGCAUUCCCAAGCAGGAGAAGACACCACAGACAGGAAGUAUUCUGAACCUUAAUCUAGAUCGAAGUAAAGCAGAUAUGGACCUAAAGGAGCUGAGUGAAACAGUUCAGCAGAAACAAGGAGCCACACCUGUCCUCACAUCUCCAAAAAGACAAAUCAAGAGCCGUUUCCAGCUGAACUUAGACAAAACCAUUGAGAGUUGCAAGGCCCAGUUGGGUAUUGGUGAGAUCUCUGUGGAUGUGUACAAAGGUGUUGAACACAGUGACUCAGAAGAGACUGAUAAAUCUGACUCCAGUGACAGCGAGUAUGGCAGCGAUGAGGAGCAGAAGACCAAGAAUGAACAAGACACAGCACCCAGUGAGGAGCCCCAGAAGGAACCCACCAAAACUAAUGUCAAAGACCAACCUUCCCCCAGCAAUGAAGAAGAGGGUAGAGCUGAUUUACUUGUAGCAACUGAAUCAGCAGCUGGAGAAGCCAGUGUGACCGUGUCUGAUGCUCAAACUAAAGAGAAAACGAGCAGUGAAGUAGAGAAAGAGAGCCCAGAGAAAAACAAAGCACCUCGGGAAUCACCUGUUCCCAGAGAAAAGUCUCAGGUGAAACAAGAGACAAAGCAGACUGUGCCAGUGGAGGACUCUGACUCAGAGAGGGAACUGGUUAUUGAUCUUGGAGAGGAGCAAGGUGGCAAGGAAAGGAAAAGGAGAAGAAAAGACAGCGCUACUGUUAAAGAUUCAACUACUGGUAAAGUUGAAGGUAAAGCUUCUAUAACGUCAACGCCCCCAUCUCAAAACAGCACGGCACCUUCCACACCCUCUAGUGUUUCCAUGCAGUCCCCUGUGGCCAUUCCUGUCACUGUGGUCUCCUUCACCGCUCCUUCUCCUGCAACCAUUAGCCUCGCGUCUGCAUCCAGUGCCACUGCAACACCCCCCCCUUCCACUUCCACCUCGACCACACCGGCUUUGAAGAAACAGCGCCCUCUGCUGCCUAGAGAGACAGUGCCAGUGGUACAGAGGGCUGUAGUGUGGAAUCCCACAGCUAAAUUUCAGACCUCCUCUCAGAAAUGGCACAUGCAGAAGGUGCAACGUCAGCAGCAAAACCAGCAACCUGUGGCAACCACACAAAUGCAGGCGUCAUCUCCCAGGCAAGGCCAGACGCAAGUGCUAACCCAGACCCAGGCAGCUGCAAACGGCUCUACAGCAGUCUCCUCCUCUUCACAAAGCACACGCUAUCAGACCAGACAGGCGGUGAAAGCUGUUCAACAAAAAGACACCCUACUCAGCACGUCCACUUCAGCUGUCACGCUGGUAUCCAGUAGCCCAGCUUCCGUUGCCAUGAUGGCAGCGUCGAGUUUAGGCACGGCUGCUGCACCUUCACCAGUGGCAACAGACCUGUAUAUCCCAACUGCCUCGGCAGAUGUGGCGGCAGACAUUGCCAAGUACACAAAUAAAAUAAUGGAUGCAAUUAAAGGUACAAUGAGUGAAAUCUACAACGACCUUUCAAAAAAUCCUUCAGGGAAUACAGUAGCAGAGAUAAGAAGACUGAGGAUUGAAAUAGAGAAAUUACAGUGGUUGCAUCAGCAAGAGUUGUCCGAAAUGAAGCACAACCUUGAGCUUACGAUGGCUGAGAUGCGGCAAAGUCUGGAGCAGGAGAGGGAGAGGUUGGUGAGCGAGGUGAAGAAACAGGUGGAGCUGGAGAAGCAGCAGGCAGUGGAUGAGACAAAGAAGAAACAGUGGUGUGCUAACUGCAGGAAAGAGGCCAUCUUCUACUGCUGCUGGAAUACCAGCUACUGUGAUUACCCCUGUCAGCAAGCCCACUGGCCAGAACACAUGAAGUCUUGCACUCAGUCAGCCACGGCUCCACAGCAGGAACCUGAGGCCGAGCCUACAGCAGACCUCCCAAAUAAAGGUUUAGGGCAGACUAGCGGUGGCCCAAACCCUCUCAGAGACACACCAGCCUCUGCGUCAUCAUUGGACAAAGACUGUGACAUGGAAAAGAGCACUGACAGUGUUGCCGUCACUUUGUCAUAACCACGCUUACCAUACUUGAAAAUGUAAAUGUAAAUUUUUUUCCUCCCACUACAAUAAUAUGUCCAUGUAAUUUGUUCUGUUCAACAGCCUUUUCCAAAUUGAAAGUGAAAAAAAAAUCAAGUUAUUUUUUUUUUUUUUUUUUUUGUUUGCCUUUCGGGCGUCACAUGGUUCCCCCACUGCAGAGUGGUGUAAAACACAACUGGCAGCAGAGUGUGGCAGUUUAAAAAAUAGCUUACAGUGUAUGUUCUUGCAUUCUCUUGCUGGUCUUUAUAGGCAGCUGCCAGUAUGAAGAGCUUAAGAGCAUGCUUGAGUGUCAUAAAACAUAUCAGUGGUAUAUUGGACAACAGUUAAACCAUUUAUGACUACAGAAAUGUAACCCGUGUUAAUGAACCACCUCAGUUGUAGAUUAGAGGACUGCUGACAGAAGUGUCUGUAAAUGACUUAUUUUGUAUUUUGUGUUAAUUUAUUUGUUAUUCUAUUGUUGCCUGUUGUAUACUGCAAAGAAAGUAACAAAUACACACAUUUUAAACAA